AUGCUGCUGUGUUGCUGCGCUGCCAUGCUGCUGUGUUGCUGCGCUGCCGUGUUGCUGGCUUGCGCGGUUGGACGACAGAUCACCGCCCUCGUUCCACCGCAGGCCAACACGCUGCAGACCGCGCCCAGGGCAAUGUCGCGCGUGGACUUCGCCGGCAGCCCAGCGGCCACAACUUGCCAUCUGAGGAGAAUGGCCCGAAGAUGGGGGAGGGCAGACGACGUUUGA
Messenger RNA from Chaetomium globosum CBS 148.51, 225 nucleotides. RefSeq lists its product as uncharacterized. The coding region runs from base 1 to 225 and encodes 74 amino acids. The record is from RefSeq and is a predicted model, not a curated record. The transcript is spliced from 2 exons. Lineage: Eukaryota; Fungi; Ascomycota; Sordariomycetes; Sordariales; Chaetomiaceae.